Insectozyma verbasci is the source of this 975-nucleotide messenger RNA. The record is from the annotation of a GenBank genome assembly. NCBI's taxonomy places the organism in Eukaryota, Fungi, Ascomycota, Pichiomycetes, Serinales, Debaryomycetaceae.
AUGUAUAUCAAUAAAUCAUUAAUAUACAACAGUUCAAUAUCAAAUAUUUACAAAGCUGAAGAUGAUGAAAAUAAUCAACUUGUUUGUUUGAAAGUUGUUAGUUUAGAUUUCAAAAUUCCACCACAUUCAAUAAUCAAUGAAAUAAAAGCAUUAAAAUCAUUAAAUCAUCCAAACAUAUUACAAUAUAUUAAUCAUUAUACAAUUGGUGAUGAUAUGUAUUUAGUAUCUCCAUUAUACAAGUACAAUUUAACUCAAUUGAUUCAAAAGAAAUAUAGUAAAUCAACCUUGAACAUAAAUUUAGAUUCAAAUUUUACCCUCAAGAAUUUAAUUUCAGAAGAAGAUAUAAUCUCAUUUUUAAAAUCAAUGUCUUCUGCCUUGGCUCAUAUCCAUCAAAGUGGUAUAAUUCAUAGAGAUAUAAAACCAGAAAAUAUUUUUUUUAAUGAGGAUUUAACUCAACCAGUUAUUGGAGAUUUUGGAAUUUGUUAUCAUGAAUCUGAUCCAUCUAUUGAUGAACCUUUAAAUAUGAAAUAUAUUGAUGUAUGUUCUAGUAUUUUUCAACCACCGGAAUUAUUACUCGGGAUUACUGAUUAUUCAUUUGAAAUUGAUAUUUGGUCCCUUGCAAUUAUAGUUACAGUAUUAUUUUCAAAAAAUUUAAAAUCUGUAUUAAUUAUUAAUGAUCCUGAAUUAAGUAAUGAUUCUCAAAUAUCUGCUUUGCCUUUAUUACAUUCUAUUUUUAAAUCAUUGGGUACUCCAACUACUCAAGAUUCAAAUUCGGAAUUAUUUUGGCCAGAAUUAAUUGAAAAAACACAUUUUAAAGAUUUUAAUUUAACCGUUUAUCCUAGAUUAAGUUAUGAUGAUAUUUUGCCGAAAUGUAAGAAUGAAAAAUUGAAGGAAAUUUUUAGUAAAAUGAUUAAAUAUGAUAGAUUUAAUAGAAUUUCGGCAUUGGAAUUACAUGAAGAAUUGGAAACAUUAUGA